CUGUCAAUUGGAGCCAUGGCCUCAACCCUUGUGGUUAUUCUGUGCGUUGUAUUCGCAGGGUUUUCGGGCACGGCAGCCCAGGCGACCUACGUUCCCGAUUCGCAAAAUGUCUACCAUCUCUUCACCAGACAAAACCCAACCGUCAGCCAGCCCAUGGUCCUCGGCUUCCCCACUCUAAUCGGAGCCAACUUCAACCCGGCCCGCCGCACCGUCCUCAUCCUCCACGGCUGGGACUCCGACGCCGUGUCCGCCUUCAACGUGGCUCUCGUCCCUGCCAUCAUCGCGACCGCAGACGUGAACCUGAUCGCCGUGGACUGGAGCGCCGGCGCCGGCACGACCGACUACAACGUACUCCUCAGCCACAACGUGCCAUUUUGCGCUGAAAGCGUCGCCCGUUUCAUCGUCUGGCUGAACCAAGAGACUGGCGCGACUAUUGACCAGUACCACAUCAUUGGGUUCGAAGUCGGCGCCCACUUGGGCGGCAUCGUCGGCAGAAAUCUCAACGGACAAAUUCCUUUCAUUACUGCCCUGGCCCCGACCCGUCACGGUUUCAACGGGACGAACCAGUUCUUCCCCACCGACGGUGUGUACACCGAGGCCAUCCACACGGACGUGUUCGGCAGCGGCAUGCACGAGCCCGUCGCGCACUCCGACUUCUACCCCAACGGUGGCUUCUUCCAGCCGGGGUGCGAGAUCAUCGACUGGGAGUGCAACCGUGACAGGUCCUUCCUAUACUUCGCGGAGUCGAUUGUUUCUGGAGGCUUCACGGCGUCCCGCUGCGAAGGUGAUUUCGACUCGGACGUUAUCUUGCCUACCAACUGCGACCCCGAGGAUACCCUGCCUAUGGGAGGCCUGACUGACAAGACGGGACAUUGGGGAUUCUUCUCCGUGCCCGUCAACGCGCAGUCCCCGUUCUCCCAGGGCUAACUCUUCUGACGACCUUUGAAUUAUUCAUAAAAUAAAAUUUGGCUUCUA
Messenger RNA from Cydia amplana, 975 nucleotides. Its product is annotated as pancreatic triacylglycerol lipase-like. NCBI's taxonomy places the organism in Eukaryota, Metazoa, Arthropoda, Insecta, Lepidoptera, Tortricidae. The transcript is spliced from 8 exons. Gene Ontology annotation, molecular function: lipase activity. The record is from RefSeq and is a predicted model, not a curated record. Bases 16 to 927 code for a protein of 303 amino acids. Gene Ontology annotation, biological process: lipid catabolic process.